Messenger RNA from Dunckerocampus dactyliophorus (ringed pipefish), 1442 nucleotides. RefSeq lists its product as uncharacterized. The transcript is spliced from 7 exons. The coding region runs from base 1 to 1218 and encodes 405 amino acids. The record is from RefSeq and is a predicted model, not a curated record. NCBI's taxonomy places the organism in Eukaryota, Metazoa, Chordata, Actinopteri, Syngnathiformes, Syngnathidae.
AUGAGCUCCAAGGCUCGCAACACAGCUCUGGGACUGCUGAAGGAAGAUUGGACUCAACUCAUCUGCCCAGCAGAAGGAGAAGACUCCGUCUUUCAGAUGAACCUGAGACACCAACUAAAGAUUCUGUCUGCGGCGCUACCGAGAGAAGAGCUGAGCCUGAGUGAGCACGGAGCCAGUCACCGCAGCGGUCCCCAACCUUGCCUCUCUCGGGAGCAACCUAGAGCCGUCAGGACAACCAGGGAAGGUCGAAGGCCUGAUCACCCGACGCCCGACCCGCAUCAACUAGACUUAUCCCCAAGAAGUGAACUCAUCCUCACUGGACUUUUUGUCUACACUACCGGCUUCAUCAUUGGGGCAAGUGUCGAUGGUAGGUUUCCAGAUCACUCGCAAAAAUCAGCGAACAACGUCAAGACAGAGAGUUUGAACACAGAGCCUGGAGACGACUACAAGACAUCGGACAUUGACAUGGGCUGUUGCAUGAGAGCUGCAUCUUCACCAAUUGAAGUGAUCGAUCUGACUUCACCGCCACCAGUGGCCCUAGUGUCACCGGUCCAAAACCCAAUGCAGGGAUUUAAUGUGGACUUUAUAACGCCUCAAAACCAGGCACAAGGAUUUGCAGAGGGCGACCGCUCUACGAUAGACGGGGGAGUUUGGGGACAGACUUCGGGAUUCGUGGAAAACACUUUAACACCGCCGGUCCAAAACCCACUGCAUUUUAUUGUGGGGUUUACAAGUCCAAACUCAAGUCACGGGAUUGCGCCACUGACGGCCUCAACGCUGGAUGUGACAGAGGGAGAAAACGACACAGAAUUCGAGGAAAACACAGCAGAGUCCGAUGUGGGACAAGAAACGGGACAGGAGGAGACAUCUGACGCUGGAGUCUACAACCAGGAAAGAUUUCAUUAUUUUCCAGAUAGUGAAAGUGAAUAUGUUGACAUGCAAGCUCUAAAUCAGAGGGAUAUAGCCUCAGACAGUGAUGGAAUUGGAACAGUGGAUUUCAACACCUCUGUGCUAAUUGUCGAACAAGUGUUCAGAAGAUACAUGUAUGAUAUAGCAUGUUUAAAUCGCCGCAUGAUUGAGAAUAUAUAUAAUCAACUUAGACAGAACGUUAGACGCAGGCAUUCCGUCAAUUCAUAUUCAGCUAACGCUAGACGUGCCACUCGUGAACAAAGAACACUGCCACAAAGAGUCCAUCGCAGGUUGCAAUUUGAAGACUAAUUUUUGAUCGGGUGAUAAAGACAAAUGGCUGAACCAGAUCACAACAAUUCCCCUGAAAUUAGAGAGCAUCUCCUCCACUUGAUCUCUGAGAUAAACCGAGAAAGAUCUGAAGGCGGGGCUAAUCAGGGUUCUCCCCGAAACAGUCCAAUUCUGCCUCAGCAUGAUUCACCUGAAAGAGGGGGAGAAGUUUUUCUUCCAUCCCCUGAUGAGCUAAUUUCCUUACU